Bubalus bubalis (water buffalo) is the source of this 815-nucleotide messenger RNA. It is a transcript of the gene OVOL3, whose product is annotated as ovo like zinc finger 3. Gene Ontology annotation, biological process: epidermal cell differentiation; regulation of transcription by RNA polymerase II. The record is from RefSeq and is a predicted model, not a curated record. NCBI's taxonomy places the organism in Eukaryota, Metazoa, Chordata, Mammalia, Artiodactyla, Bovidae. The coding region runs from base 219 to 788 and encodes 189 amino acids. Gene Ontology annotation, cellular component: nucleus. The transcript is spliced from 4 exons. Gene Ontology annotation, molecular function: DNA-binding transcription factor activity, RNA polymerase II-specific; RNA polymerase II cis-regulatory region sequence-specific DNA binding.
AGGAGAAGCGGGAGGAGUGGCAGGACCCAAGGCAGAGGUAACCAGAGCUGGCUAAGUCUGCCCCCAGGGCCUGUCAGGAAAUUUGCAUGGAGAGAACAGGGCUUCUCUGGGGCUUCCCCCUCCCUUCCCACCUGGGAGAGUCAUCCUGGACCUGAGGUCUGACAGCAGGUGGAGGAAGCAGCCGCGUGUGUGGAGCUGUCGCCCUACUCCCAGAGGUGAUGCCCCGUGCCUUUCUGGUCAGGAGUCGGCGUCCACAGCCACCCAACUGGGACCACCUGCCUGACCAGCUCCGGGGAGAUGCCUAUGUCCCAGACUGCAGCAACCUGGGGGGGCCGCCGGCACACCGGACUUCCGGCCUCGGGGACUCUUGGGCAGCGCCCUCCCAGGGCACUCUGACUGCCACCGCUAGUAGCCCCGGGACCCUUGGCUGCCCGCUGUGCCCCAAGGCCUUCCCAUUGCAGCGCAUGCUAACCCGGCACCUCAAGUGCCACAGCCCUGCUCGCCGCCACGUAUGCCACUGCUGUGGCAAGGGCUUCCAUGAUGCCUUCGACCUCAAGCGCCACAUGAGGACACACACAGGGAUCCGGCCAUUCCGCUGCGGAGCUUGUGGAAAAGCAUUUACGCAGCGGUGCUCACUUGAAGCACACCUCGCCAAGGUGCACGGGCAGCCGGCCAGCUACGCUUACCGCGAGCGCCGUGAAAAGCUGCACGUGUGCGAGGACUGCGGCUUCACCAGCUCGCAGCCCGACGCUUUCGCGCGGCACCGCGCUCUCCACCGUGCUGCCUAGACUGUGUACCCGGCGUCCAACCCAUGA